ACGCCGCACCGCCCGGACCACUUAGCGUUGUACACAGGAAGUGAAUUCAAGUCAGCCAGACAAGUGAGGUUGUAAUUCGCUGCUGUACCAAGUGUUUGAUCAGUAAACAGUUUCGUUUCGACCUGUACUAUAUUGUCUAUUCAACAUGCUGAUCAAAGUCAAGACUCUCACUGGAAAAGAAAUAGAGAUCGACAUUGAGCCCACAGACAAGGUGGAGCGAAUUAAAGAGAGGGUGGAAGAGAAGGAAGGGAUCCCCCCGCAGCAACAAAGACUUAUCUACAGUGGAAAACAGAUGAACGAUGAGAAGACAGCUGCAGACUACAAGAUCCAGGGAGGCUCCGUGCUCCAUCUUGUGUUGGCGCUAAGAGGCGGUUCGACGGUCUACAGGCCCUGCAUACACCUCUCCUCCUCGUCAUGAGUCGCUGUUGUGAUGGGGCCAGUCGAGUGCCAACGCUUUAGGUGUCUGUCACAGUCCAACCAUGUUACAGCACAGAGAUCUGAAAUCCCACACUCCCGGGCCGACGCAAACAAAAAAAAUGAAUCAACCAACAACAGCAAUGAAAAGAAAAGAAAAAGGACGUUCUAAUUCCUUUAUAGGUGUUUUUUUGUAAACCCACAUUGGCUUUCUGAGUUUGACCAGUUGAUGCAGGCACCCAUGCAGUACAGAAGACAGUUUGAGAACACUGUGGUCUUUUUGCUUGUGAAUAAAUGCUGAAGUUGA
Molecule: messenger RNA, 721 nt
Organism: Morone saxatilis (striped sea-bass)
Lineage: Eukaryota; Metazoa; Chordata; Actinopteri; Moronidae
Gene: nedd8l
Product: NEDD8 ubiquitin like modifier, like
Exons: 4
Coding region: 146-418 (90 amino acids)
Biological process (GO): protein neddylation; regulation of proteolysis; modification-dependent protein catabolic process
Cellular component (GO): cytoplasm; nucleus
Molecular function (GO): protein tag activity; ubiquitin protein ligase binding
Source: RefSeq, a predicted model, not a curated record